This is a messenger RNA of Stereum hirsutum FP-91666 SS1, 606 nucleotides long. RefSeq lists its product as uncharacterized. The record is from RefSeq and is a predicted model, not a curated record. Bases 1 to 606 code for a protein of 201 amino acids. Gene Ontology annotation, cellular component: kinetochore; MIS12/MIND type complex. The transcript is spliced from 3 exons. Gene Ontology annotation, biological process: mitotic sister chromatid segregation. NCBI's taxonomy places the organism in Eukaryota, Fungi, Basidiomycota, Agaricomycetes, Russulales, Stereaceae.
AUGGACGACCGAGAGGAGGACCACCCACGGAUAUCCGUUGAAUCAAUACAGGCUUGGAACACUGUUCGCAGUAAUUGCACGACCGCACUUUUGGCCCAGGUCGACGCCCAGCUUGAGGAAAUGAGCAUCUCUCAAUCUGAACGCGACGCCCUCAUCGCCCAUGUUCAACAAUUUAAGGAUGAGAUUUUCAACAUGGCGAAACCGAACGUGAGGGUCAACGGCCGCAAUCUUGAAGAUAUAGGCGAUGAGGAGGUUGCCGUUUUCGACGAAAGCUUGGAUAGACGGAUCUGGUCGCUCUCGGAGCAACGUAUGGACUUCGACCGAGAAGUCGCCACCAAACGCCGCACCCGGCCACAAGAGGUCGAGUCUCUGAUGCACGACCUCCUGCAACGACAGCGCGCCGCUGACGAGGAAGACGACCCAAAUGCUGAUGAUUUGAGGGAAGACCCCAGUGGGGAUAGCGGCCUGCCCGGUAGGAGGCCCUUCUGUCUUUUGUGUUUGACUUCGUUUUCGUCCAUUUCAGCGCCUCACGCUUUUCUCCGACCCGUACAGAUGAAAAGAUCCUUGCGGAAGCGCAAGCGAACAUGGCCGAAAUCGCGUCUUUGA